GCGAUCCCCACUAGUCCCCCCAAUCCUGUCGCUUUGGUUUCCAUGUGGUUGCGAUUGGCCCUAAUAGCCGGACACACGGCUGCCACCCUGGGCCUAAACCAUGACGGAAAACCCGCGACACAUCGAAGACCUCGCGGACGAAUUGAUCAGUGACAUUCUCUCCUUCCUUCUGGGCGCAGAAUACCUGUCAAACGCUCCGUCCCCUGUGAACACGCAAGACCUGUCGCCCAAACUCAAUGGGCGCGCGACUCAUGUCUAUGGUGAGGAAUCAGAAUUGGACCGGUUUCGACUCGUCUGUAAACGUUUUCUUCGCAUUAGCACACCGCGAAAAUUCCCGCGCUUCGUCCUCCGGUUUUCGUUGAAGGGAUUCCAGAGGCUGGAGGAGCUCCUGCACAUGCAGCUGGCUUGUCAUGUGAGAUAUUUCACAUACAUGGUGCGACCCUUCUACCAAGGAAGCGGUUGGCCACAUAUCUUGAGUAAGACCAAUUUGAACGAUUUCCCUGCUGCGCAAAUCCAUCAAACCCGGUUGCAGGACCAACUCUAUAUUCUGGAUGAAGAUCAUGACCUGGCACUCCUGCGACGGGCGAUAGCAGCUUUCUCGUCCCUCCAGCAGGUCAAGCUCCUCCGGCUACAGGAUAGAGCAGAUGAAGAAUUACUCGAUUAUAUACAUGAACGCUCGCUGGAUGGGAUGCUAGGUAUGGACUGGGCCCCCGCGUGCGCCCGCGCGGUCACAGCCCUAGGUGCUUCUUUGCUUGCAUCCAAUUGUACAUCCGUGCGCUUUGUCGGGCCCCAGAUUAGCCCAGAAGCGACGGUCAGACUGCUCCAGGUCCCGUCUGCCACUCUUUCCGCUGUAGGCGCGCGAUUGACCUGUCUAGACAUUACUUUCCACACCAAGAUGGAUAUAACAUUGCAGAUGGAGAGCCUGUCCCGGGCCUUCCACGACUUCUUCCUUGCUGCAAAAAACCUAACAACCAUCCAUCUCGGGUUUGCAACCAAUGCGCCUCUCGAUCUCCCACUUGAACACAUCUUCCACUGCGUUCAGUGGAAGCGUCUCCGCACUCUGAGCAUCCAGGGUUGGCGUCUCGGUUCUGAAGAAAUUAUAGCCCUCAUUCGGCGCCAUCGCCGUCAGCUCUGCGACAUCCGCCUCAUCAGUAUCUACCUCCGUGAAGGGGAUCUCUGGCGCGACGUCCUCUCCGUCCUUCGCAACGAACUGGACCGUGUCGAGCGCAUUGACCUCCGCGAGAUCAACUAUGCCAGUCAUAUCGAUACCUCUACCGCAAAUGGUAACGGGCAUAGUCAUGGCAACGGUGUCGGGAUUGGAAACAUGCCACAUCCCCUCUCGAUAAUCGUCAACCGAACCAACCCGGAUCAAGUGCCACGACCGCCUCCUUCCCCACCUCCUCCAGUCUUAAAUACAGACCACCUUUCCUUCGUCUCGCGGGGGACCACGCGCCGCUCAUUCCCUGCUUCAACAUUAGAAAUCUUAAGCACGCUCUCUGCAAAUGACCUAGGCGAUAACGGGGUCAGUGUGAGACACGAGCAGAGACUCUUCUGGGAGGCUUGGGUGUUGUCUAGUCCGCGCAAGACUAUGCGUAGACUUGACUAA
Aspergillus ochraceoroseus IBT 24754 is the source of this 1606-nucleotide messenger RNA. Its product is annotated as F-box domain protein. The transcript has 3 exons. The coding region runs from base 101 to 1606 and encodes 501 amino acids. The record is from RefSeq and is a predicted model, not a curated record. NCBI's taxonomy places the organism in Eukaryota, Fungi, Ascomycota, Eurotiomycetes, Eurotiales, Aspergillaceae.